GGGGGGGGGGGUCUCGACGUCAGAAGAAGGAGGGGAUGGAGUCGUAAGGUCUGGGGUAUAAAUACGAGUCCUUGAGAACAGACUGUAACAAACAGGCUUGUCUUCCCAGCUGGAGGACCGUUCUUCGCUUUGAAGUAGAAACGACGUUUCAGAGAGAGAGGAAUACAUAUUUUAGAAAAUAAAAAACAAGUAUUAUCAUUCAUCUAAAAUCGUUUAAUCGUAUCAACGGGUUCUUUUUUUAAAAAAUAGAGCACCUUAUACUUUGUUUUUUUUUUGGUUUUGUGUUUUAAAGAUGGGGUUGGGGGGGGUGUUGCUGCUGUCCGUCCUGUGCUCUUGUGUCCAUUCUCUCGUCCUGGAUUACAACACCAUCCGGGGAUCUGCUGAGGUGGACCUGAGGACCGAGACGCAGCUGGACCGCUGCAUGACGGACAGCGACUGCGAGUCCACGAAGUUCUGCCAGAACACACGCGCCGGAGAGUCUGUUUGUGCCGCGUGCCGGCCGCUCCGCCGGCGCUGCCCGCGCAACGCUACGUGCUGUCCAGGGACUCUCUGCAUCAACGACGUGUGCGCGCAGCCUGACGAGGGUGGCGUGACGACCGGGCUGGUCUCGCCCGUGACGCGUGGGAAAAGCGGACACCAUAUCCUGGAAACCAAACCCAAAAAGCAGCCCAACAUCAAAGGGCUGGAGGGGGAGUCUUGUUUGCGCUCCUCGGACUGCGCAGUUGGCUUGUGCUGCGCUCGUCACUUCUGGGAGAAGAUCUGCAAGCCCAUGCCACAGGAGGGGGAGGUGUGUUCAAAACGGGGGCGCAAGGAGACCCCCAUGGGUCGCGAGCUCUUCCAACGCUGCGACUGCACAGCCGGGCUCACCUGUCGCCCCCAAAACAAGGGUGAGGAGAGCCGCAAGUCCCGUCUGCGGGUCUGCCAGCGCCCCCUAGAGGGGCCCGCAGGACAGGACAACAGCGGCGCCAAGAGGCCAAACAGGAAGCGACAGCACUGAGCAGCGGGAUUAAGACCGGGGACAAACCACCUGUAUGAACUUGAGGCCGUGGAUUCCUGAAGUUACUGUUUUCAAAAUCAGGAACAAACACUUAUUUUAAAGUGGAAUGUGUUUUUUUUAUUAUUUUAUUUCACAAUUGUCACUUUUUUUCUCACUCAUAUAUAU
Messenger RNA from Acipenser ruthenus (sterlet), 1162 nucleotides. RefSeq names its product dickkopf-related protein 4-like. Bases 293 to 997 code for a protein of 234 amino acids. The transcript is spliced from 4 exons. The record is from RefSeq and is a predicted model, not a curated record. Gene Ontology annotation, biological process: negative regulation of canonical Wnt signaling pathway; multicellular organism development. Gene Ontology annotation, cellular component: extracellular region. Lineage: Eukaryota; Metazoa; Chordata; Actinopteri; Acipenseriformes; Acipenseridae. Gene Ontology annotation, molecular function: co-receptor binding; receptor antagonist activity.